AUGAAUAAGACAAGGGAUUGGAAUGUAGUGGAUGAUGAAUUGAAUAGAAAAUUGAAACAUUCGUAAGAGUUGAAAUCAUCUCUUGAUGAUUAAUCUGCUGAAUUAUUACUUCAAAAUAAGGAUCAAAAUUAAGGUAUGAGAAUAUUUUAUUCAAAAUUAGAAUAUAAUAAUGACAUCAAUUACUAUAAGGAAUUCUGGAGAUAUUAUCUACUAAAUGAAAUGACUAUAAAAAAAGUGAAUGAAUUGCACACAUAAAAUUAAAAAUUACAUGAAUUGAUAGCUGAAAUCGAUGUAAGUAUUUAUAGUAAUAACCUAGAAAUUGCAACAAGAAUUGCAUCAAGCUUUGAGUUAUCGACAAAAAAAGAAAAACAGACGUACUUCUUAAGAGAUAGAGAAAUCUUUUAUUUGUCCAUAUGAGAAAUGUAAUAAGUAGUAUGGGAGUGAUGUUUCUUUAAAUUUACAUAUCAAAUUGAAACACGAUGGAGGAAACAAAACAGAUAGAGAAAAAUUUGCUGUAAAAUCUGUUAUUUAUUGAUUUCAUCUAGAAAAUGAUCAUUGAAGCACAACAAAACGGAGAAACAAUAACUGAUUUGAAUAUCAACAUUAAAUUUCCUCCAGGAUACUUGGAUGUACAAUUUAUUUAAUUGUAGUAAUUUAAAACUCAAUUUUUGUUAAAUUAGUAAAAUUAGUUAAACUAAGAAAGGUAAUCAAUCGAACAAGAUUGA
Messenger RNA from Paramecium octaurelia, 725 nucleotides. Lineage: Eukaryota; Ciliophora; Oligohymenophorea; Peniculida; Parameciidae. The record is from the annotation of a GenBank genome assembly.